Williopsis jadinii is the source of this 1250-nucleotide messenger RNA. RefSeq names its product ribose phosphate diphosphokinase subunit PRS5 (gene PRS5). The transcript has a single exon. The record is from RefSeq and is a predicted model, not a curated record. Lineage: Eukaryota; Fungi; Ascomycota; Saccharomycetes; Phaffomycetales; Wickerhamomycetaceae. The coding region runs from base 43 to 1137 and encodes 364 amino acids. Gene Ontology annotation, molecular function: ribose phosphate diphosphokinase activity; magnesium ion binding. Gene Ontology annotation, biological process: ribonucleoside monophosphate biosynthetic process; purine nucleotide biosynthetic process; 5-phosphoribose 1-diphosphate biosynthetic process. Gene Ontology annotation, cellular component: cytoplasm; ribose phosphate diphosphokinase complex.
UAUGUGAUACAGUCGGGCUGCGGACAUGUCAACGACAACUUUAUGGAGCUGCUGGUGAUUUUGAGUGCUUGCAAGACUGCCUCUGCUAAAAGAGUCACUGCUGUGAUUCCUCUGUUUCCUUAUUCGAGACAGCCUGAUAUUCCAUACACGAAGAAGGGCGCGCCGCUGGUGUCCAAGCCGAAGAAGGAGUACACGUUUGAUAGUGUUCCUAACACUCCGAGAUCUUUGUCAAAGGACCCUACAUUUGAGCGUCUUCCAGCAAAGUCUGCACCAAACCCUCUCGAGGCGUCUCCAUCUUCAAGAAUCCCUCGUAUCCCGCUGAAGAUUACCAACGAGAACGAGGAAAAUAACGAUAACCCAGGUACUAUCAACUCCGGAUAUAAGCAGUGGGUUGCACAGUGUGGUACACUUGUUGCCAACUUGUUGACCACUGCUGGUGCAGACCACAUCAUCACCAUGGAUCUUCACGAUCCCCAAUUCCAAGGGUUCUUUGACAUCCCAGUGGAUAACCUGUACUCAAAGCCUAUCUUGCAGCAUUAUAUCACUUCAAGAAUUCCAAAUUAUAAAGACUGUGUCAUGGUAUCCCCAGAUGCAGGUGGUGCUAAGCGUGCUACUGCGAUUGCGGAUGCGUUGAGAAUGCCAUUCGCCUUGAUUCACAAGGAGAGACGUUUGCAUCAACCAGUAUCAACGCCACCGGCAGUGACAGGCGAAGCUUGUGCUUAUCCAAUGUCGCACAACUCUCCAAGUGAUCUGUCGGUAAAUUUGGAGAAGAAGUUGAAGUAUGCAACAACGAUGCUUGUUGGUGACGUUAAGGGUAAAGAGUGCAUCCUGGUUGACGAUUUGGUUGACACCUCGUAUACGAUCACCAGAGCUGCAAAAUUGUUGAAGGCUCAAGGUGCUACCAAGGUCUACGCAUUAAUUACACAUGCAAUCUUCUCAGGUGAUGCUAUCAACAGAGUGAAAGCUUCAGCCAUCGAUAGAAUUGUUGUGACGAACUCUGUGCCACAGGAUGAACACGUGAAACUUUUGGGUGAUAAGCUAGAAGUGUUGGACGUUUCUCGUGUCUUUGGUGAAGCCAUCAGAAGAAUUCAUAACGGUGAAUCUGUUAGUAUGCUCUUUGACCAUGGUUGGCCAUAAACUACACGUUGGUCUUUAAUUGAAUAAUACUAUGAUACACAUUUCCAUUUUGUUUGUUCUGUUAAAAACCUUUAUAUAACCUUUCCUUCUUCUGAAUGUAUAACACUUCAGUC